AUGGCUAUCUUCAAUGCUCUAAGCCGGAUGGAAAUCCUUCGAGACGUGCAUACGCUUAUUUUGGAUGGACUAUCAGUCACAUCAGAAUUGGUCCGGGAAAUUAUAUGUGAAGAAUCGUUCAAUGUCCGCGUACUAUCUAUUCGAGAAGUACAAAAUCUGAAUGAACGGAAGCUCCAGCAAGCUCUACGAUACUCGAUUCGACCUAGUAGAGCUGCCAACACACCAAAGCUAGAGGCGCUUUACAUAUUCGGCCCCAGAGAUGCACCAUCAAGCCCUCGCAUGAAAAGGCAUCUCGCCCCAGGGUCUUCCACCAUUGCUUCUCCUCAAACUCUAGCAUCUCAUGGUGGCGUUAUGUCUUCUCGAGGUGCCCAGAUCGGAGCCCAGUGGAACGAAAUGUCCGAAAAUGCCCUUGCUCAUGACCUAGAAAAGUCGGGAGAUAAAUGGUAUGAGAAGAGUGGAAUACUAUUCGCAAAGCCCAUAUCCUCUGAAUGGGCGGAUACUGUUCUUUCCUGCCAAGGCAUCGUUAGCUUCGAUGCAAUUCUCUGCAACGGCCCUCGACACCACUCACGCGAGGCUUCCGCAAAUGGACAUAACGAAGGAAGCCCUAUCCCACCAUAUCGGCGAGCAUUAGCAUAUCUUCCACCGCGUUUGGCAACCUAUUCUACGGGAGGCUGCUGUAAGUGUGGCUCUGCUCCAGAAGGCUUCUCACUGUAUGGAAAGUCGUCCUUGGAGGCGUUACCUUUAUUGGCUCCGCCACCGCUACAUAAUUCGUCGGCCAAGUCUGCAAAGGUGCCAACGAUAAGAGGCAGUGAGAUCAAGAAGCUUUUGGUCCGGUGUGUAGACUGCAUUCGUGCUAGAUAUUGCGAGGGCUGCCAUAAAUGGUGGUGUGAAGACUGCUAUGAGAUUCCCGAAGUUGCAGUCACACCGGUCGAAUCGUUACAGCCAUGGGAGGCUGUUGGAAGUAACCUUGGCGGUCAACCCGAGAAGAAUGUCAAGCCUCGAGUGCGGCGUUCGUGCUUCGAGUGCGGUCUCACUGGUGCACAAAAAGCGGCCGAAGAACAAGAGAGAUGUACUGAUUUGGUAAUGGAAACCUUUGAAAGAACCUCUCUGGUUAUCACCACGCCGGCGUACUACUUCUUUAUAUCAGUCAUCACAGAAUACUAUGUUUUUCAAGACAUCGUCUGUGUGGCAUGCAUCUGA
Messenger RNA from Glarea lozoyensis ATCC 20868, 1200 nucleotides. RefSeq lists its product as uncharacterized. The record is from RefSeq and is a predicted model, not a curated record. Lineage: Eukaryota; Fungi; Ascomycota; Leotiomycetes; Helotiales; Helotiaceae. The transcript has 3 exons. The coding region runs from base 1 to 1200 and encodes 399 amino acids.